UUGGUCUUCUGAUAACUGCUCUUUUAGCACAUCCUUACAUCAUGCCACUUCCGGAUACUUUGUACUGUGCCCAGCAAAUCAAAAUCCCUCCCCAGCUGCCAGACAUCCUCAAAAGCUUCACAAAGGCAGCCAUCCGAACACAGCCGAACGAUCUGCUGCGCUGGUCUGCAGCAUACUUUCAUGCACUGGCCAAAGGAGAGUGUCUACCAGUAAAGGAGAGGCUGGAGAGGAAUGUUGGCACCGGGUUGACUCCAGGUCUACUGAAAAUCCUCCAUAAGCAGAUGUCUUCAAGGCCAAUGUGCAGCAGAGAGGAGCUGCAGAUGAAGUGGAAGGACCUCGGUCUUCCCAUGGAACAGCUGAAGACCCUGCUGUCAUUGGGCUGCUUUUCUUCAGAAUUCUCCUGGAUUGAGUUUUUUGCCCUGGGUUGUACUGCCCUGGGAGGGACUCUUGAAAGCUCUCUGAAGUACGCUUGUGAGAUCCUGACAAAUGAUGAGGAGGGUGGCCCUGCCAGGAUCCCGUUUGAAACCUUCGUCCAGAUCUACACCUUCCUGGCUCGACUAGAGGGAGACUUAUCACAACAACAAAUUGACAACUUCCUCAAAAGUCUGGAACCACAAGUGGCGAUCCAGGAUGGGAUGAUAAAACCUGUGAACUUUAUCAACAUGAAUGACAUGGAUUCAACUCCAUCUAGUUCCACUUUUCUUUCCUCAACAACCUUGGAAGCUGAAUAGUAGUAAACACCUAGAUUUUGUUUGCACUGAUCACAAAAGCUCAAUACUAGGAGUUCUAUUUAUGUUUACCUGAGAGAGUCUGCUUAUCAUAAAUUAAAUACGGGAGCCUAAACACUUCUGAAAAAAUAGGAUUAUGGAAGAGACUCAAAUCUUGUAUUUAAAACGUAUUACUUUCUUUUUAUAGCUUAGCAUGCGACUACUUUCCAAAUCUUAGUUUAGUUUAUUCAAAAAUGAUGCUUUAAGUGUAGUUUUUCCAUAGUCUGAUCGCAGAAGUCGUCCAGUUGGCUAAGAGCUCAAGACUGCCUUCCUAGCAAGUAACAUAUAUAGAUAUUGCAGCUCAAUGAAUUGCAGUGCUUAUAUAUACUGUGACUUCAAUGUUAGAUGAUGGUUCAAACACCAAAAUAACAUUUAUUUAAAAGUUAGCUGGAGUCUUGGUAGCGAAAAAAGGCUCUAAUUACAGUAUAAAUAUGAGGUGGUGUUUAUGUUGUGGACAGUGUCUUGCAAAUAAAUUCACCUUGAACUUGCUCAUAUUCCAGCUUAUCUAACAGCUAGAAAUGAUUUUGCUCGAUGUUUUUUUGCAUUAAAUGUCUAUAGUGUUCCUUCUGUUUGUGUAAAUAACAGUUUUCUAAUUUUUGGAUUUCUGUGGGUCUUUUAGGUGUGGCACAGUCCUCUUAGCUGCUUCUCUGAAUAAUGCUCUCUUUACCCACAUGCGUUUGAUAAUUUUUCUCUUUCAAUGUUGGAUGAUAGUUUGAUAAGUGCAACAUGAGAUGUCUUAAGCUCAAUUUAAAAUGAUUACUCUUUGCCCUCUACCUUUUUGACAUUCUUUGGUCUAUAUUAUUGUUUGUACACUAGUUUAUUUGCAUAAAUCUAUGAGGCCUUUUCAGAAUAAAUGUAAGUCUUGAUUUCAAAAGUAAGGUCAGAAGGUUAAAUAUGAGAGAUGAUAGAAUCUGCUGAUGAGGAAACUGAUCUUUUUUUACUUGAUCAUUGAAAACAGUUCAAACAAAACAUAAACUUAUUUUUCUAUAAACCAUUUAAUGUUGAUGAUUACUUUGCCUGCUUCUCCAAAUGAGAUCCUUCCCAAAAACUAGAAAUCUGUGUGGCUGUAAGAGCAACUCAUUCAACCCACUUUAAACAAACUAAAUACAUCCUCAAGUGCAGUUGGAGGAGGAGGAAGAAAAGAAAACACCACAGAUGUCCCAAACAGUGGCUUGUCAACCAAGAAAACACACAUUUUUAUCUUACAUAUUAAAUGAGAAAAUGUAUGUGAAUUUUUUAUAUUUUGAGAUAGAAGCAGAGACUGAUUUUUACAGCUUUCAUCACUUUUUGCUUAAUCUCUUGACCACAUUGCAGCAUUUUCUAUUCAUGAAUAGUUCAUUUUUUUGCCCCUGUCUCUCAUCUACAAUGAUUUUAUGUGCUGGACUGAAUCUAAAAGUGUGCAUGCAUUAGUGUCUUUUCUAUGGGAUUUUAUUCUUCCCAUUUUUUUUCAAGAGGGAGUGGUGGCAUAGAACCUGGAAUCCUGAGGUAUUGAGUUUGAGACCCACUCCAACAGACUGCCACUCUGGGUCUCUGAGCAAGACCUUUAACCCCCAAUUGUACCCCACAAUGGCAGCCCACUGCAUGGAUGGGUUAAAUGCAGAAGUAAAUUUCUCCAAUGUGAGAUCAAUAAAAAAUUCAAUUAUUACUUUUGGGCAGUGUUGUAGUACUCGACAUCGGUCUUGGUCUCGAGACCAUUUUUUGAUGGUCUCGGUCUCGUCUCGGA
This is a messenger RNA of Cyprinodon tularosa, 2490 nucleotides long. It is a transcript of the gene ropn1l, whose product is annotated as rhophilin associated tail protein 1-like. The coding region runs from base 42 to 731 and encodes 229 amino acids. The transcript is spliced from 6 exons. The record is from RefSeq and is a predicted model, not a curated record. Lineage: Eukaryota; Metazoa; Chordata; Actinopteri; Cyprinodontiformes; Cyprinodontidae.